AUGAAGCUCAUGGGUAUACCCGAUGCGACAAAGUGGGCAGUUACAAUGGUACAAUUAAUAGCCUUGCUAUAUAAAGAUCAGCAUGUUUCAACUUUACAUAAACUUCUUAAUUUCUGGCUUGAGGCUUAUAUAUCUGAAAGUUCUGAGGACAAUGAGAGCAACACAUCGCCAUUAGACCGAGGUAGCAACGAUUCCUCGCCAAUCUUGACGUCCGAACCUAUGUCUGAUUCGUCGGACACCGGUGGGAGUGGCAAAAGCAACGAAGCGUCUUCAUUCCAUGAACGA
Molecule: messenger RNA, 285 nt
Organism: Iphiclides podalirius (scarce swallowtail)
Lineage: Eukaryota; Metazoa; Arthropoda; Insecta; Lepidoptera; Papilionidae
Source: the annotation of a GenBank genome assembly